ACUGUGCUUCAAUAUUUGGUUCGUGUUUAUCGUUUGUUUCAGGAGGAGGCGAAGAAGUACCUGGGAUGUCCAACACUGACCGGUGUCGAAGCGGACUCUGCAGAAAAAAUUCAUUUGAACGAGUAUAUAUACGGAGUGAAUUUCUUGACAGGAUUAUCUCGCAGUGUGGCAAUGUGCAGAAUUUUUUGGAGGGUGAAUGAACCAGUGGAAGGAAUUAAUAUGAAACCUGACAUUUUGAGGCCAUGGUAUCGCGUGAAUCGAUCUGCGAUUCGACUGGAACAUGAAGCGCUCUGGUACGGUAGAGAUUGGGGCUGUACGUUUGCAGAACGCAGCUGUUUCGAUUUCAUCAGGGAACGUACCAGGUUUGCUUUUAGUUUACUGCCAGCAACUUUCUUGGAAGCGUAUCCUCUCACAAAUGCAGCGGCCUCCUCCCAACUGGAAAGAAUGGGAUCUCCAUCAAAAUGGAGAUUUUGUCCAAUGGCCAAGGUGGGCAGAUUGUGA
Haemonchus placei is the source of this 501-nucleotide messenger RNA. The record is from the annotation of a GenBank genome assembly. Lineage: Eukaryota; Metazoa; Nematoda; Chromadorea; Rhabditida; Trichostrongylidae.